Messenger RNA from Miscanthus lutarioriparius, 1281 nucleotides. NCBI's taxonomy places the organism in Eukaryota, Viridiplantae, Streptophyta, Magnoliopsida, Poales, Poaceae. The record is from the annotation of a GenBank genome assembly.
AUGGAGGAGAACGGCGGCGCUGGCACGACGAAGUGGAGUAUCUCCAGACCGUCAGCGGGAACGCCGCUGAAGGUCGCGGGGACCAUGAGUAUCCGCGCAGUGCUCGACCGUGUCUUCUCCUCGGUAGACGGCUCGGGCCCGCGGCCAGUGCUGACGCUCGGCAGCGGUGACCCCACAGCCUCGCCCUGCUUCAGGCCUCCGCCCGAGGCCGAGGACGCCAUAGUGGAGGCGCUCAGAUCUGGGAAGCACAACGGUUACUCACCGACAGUCGGCGUCCUCCCGGCGCGCCGUGCUAUUGCAGAGUACCUAUCUCGGGAUCUUUCCUAUCAGCUUUCACCAGACAAUAUUUACCUCACUGCUGGAUGCUGCCAAGCUAUUGAGGUCAUCAUCUCUGUCCUUGCUCAGCCUGGCUCCAAUGUCUUGCUUCCCAAACCUGGGUUUCCAUUGUACGAGUCACGGACCAUGUUCAGUAAUCUUGAGGCCCGACAUUUUAACCUUAUUCCUGAUCGUGGCUGGGAGGCUGACCUUGAGUCUCUGGAAGCUCUUGCUGAUGAGAAUACUGUUGCGAUGGUCAUUAUAAAUCCUAGUAACCCUUGUGGGAGUGUAUACUCAUAUGAUCAUUUGGCCAAAAUUGCGGAGACUGCAAGGAAACUUGGAAUAAUAAUCAUAGCUGACGAGGUAUAUGACCAUUUGGUUUUUGGCAAUAAGCCUUUUAUACCAAUGGGUGUCUUUGCGGAUAUAGUUCCAGUGAUCACCUUGGGAUCUAUAUCUAAAAGAUGGCUUGUGCCUGGUUGGCGACUUGGUUGGAUAGCCACGUGCGACCCGAAUUGUGUGUUAAAGGAAGCUCAGGUUGACAAAUUGAUUGAAAACUAUAUCAAUAUCACAAAUGAUCCUGCAACAUUUAUCCAGGGCGCAGUCCCUCAAAUAAUAGCCAACACAAAGGAAGAUUACUUCAACAAAAUACUUAAUCUUUUGAGGAACUCUGCAGAUUUAUGUUAUAAUAAAAUAAAGGAGACUAGGGCCAUCACAUGCCCUCACAAGCCAGAGGGAUCAAUGUUUGUUAUGGUAAAAUUGGAUCUCUCUUGGUUGGAUGGCAUCCAGGACGAUUUGGACUUCUGCUGCAGGUUGGCAAAAGAGGACUCUGUAAUAGUGUUACCAGGAAGUGCACUAGGAAUGAAGGACUGGAUUCGUAUCAAUUUCGCUACGGAUGUACCUACUCUUGAGAAUGCCCUUGAACGGAUCAAGUCCUUCUGCCAGAGGCAUGCUAAACUACAAGCAUAA